CUGCUGCUGUGCCUGUGUGGGAGUGGGAAUGGGGCUGUGUUCUGGCUCCUCAGCUUCUGCAUCCACAGGAACCCCGUCACCCCCUGUGUGCUCAGCCUGGCCAUGCCUGGCUCCACCUUCCUGCUCUCCAUCACCAUCACCCUGGGGAUAUUUUCUGUCCCAGAGAUCUUCUGGCACCAGCUGGGCUCGUGGGGUGUGACAGCUGGGCUGAAGGUCCCCAUCCUCUUGGCUUUCACUGCCACUGUCUCCUCUCUGACAGCCCUCAGUGCUGUCACAGCUCUGUUUGUCCUCCUGUCCUGCUGGCCCUGCCCCUGCUCCCAGUGCUUCCUGAUGCUCCUGUGUGCCCUGCUCUGGCUGCUCUCCUUCCUGCUCACUGCCACCCUCCAUUGCUGCUCUUUGGUGCCCAUGGCCUUGGUGCUGAGCUGCCCCUUCUCAGUGCUCAGCCUGCCCUGCUCUGCUCUGGCCCUGCUGGCCAGUCUCUUGUGCUGCUCAUGGAAACAGCUGCCAGGGAAGCUCUGUGCCCUGCUCCUGCUGCUCGUCAUCUCCUUCCCCUUCUUCACUGCUGAUUUUGGGCACUGGCUCUUGCUGAGGGUGUUUGACUUCUCUGUCUUUGCCCCCAACCCCUCUCUCCUGCUCACCUGUGCCAACAGCAGUGCCCUCCUUCUGAUUGACUGCCUGGCUGGGAGCUGUGCAAAGGAAUUCACCCCCUCUGGUAGUGCUGCCUUCCAGAGGGCUUUUGAGACUUUAGUGUCAGAGCCUGGCAGUAGGCACAAUGCAGUGGAAUCAGUAUGA
This is a messenger RNA of Zonotrichia albicollis (white-throated sparrow), 792 nucleotides long. NCBI's taxonomy places the organism in Eukaryota, Metazoa, Chordata, Aves, Passeriformes, Passerellidae. The record is from RefSeq and is a predicted model, not a curated record.